AUGAGCUCAAACUGCAACUCCUGGUCUGGCGGCACCAUGGACUUCACCAGAAACAGCGGAAGCUGGAUCUUCGCCUACCAAUCCUCCGGCGGACCUAAGAACGACGACUCCACCUCUGCGCAAAUCGACCAGCACUCCAACCAGGGUGUCUUCGACUGGCAGUUCGCCCAAGCAAAGGGCGGUUCAAGUGUAAACCCACUCGUCAACACCUCCCCAACUGGCACAACAGGCGCAACACCAACCAACUGCCGCCAGCGCCCCUCCGGCGCCGCAGGCACAGGUAACGCCAGGCCAAGCCAAACCAGCAGCAACAACGACGACGACGAUGACGACAACUACGGCCGCCCAACCUCUCGUCCUACAUCGCGCCCCAAUGGCCCCCCAGGAGACAAGCGCUCCCCCUCUCCCGACAAGGGCGGCAAGGACGACAACGACGACCUCCCCUACUGCGACACCCUCCCAAACGGCGGCGCCACAGGCGGAAACUCCGUGCAAACCAUCAGCUCUGGCGCGUCAGUCAGCCCCUCCAAGAAACGCACCAUGCUAAUCGCACACGGCGUCCUCGCCUCCCUCGCCUUCGUCAUUCUCUUUCCCUCAGGCGCCAUCGCCAUCCGCCUUGCGUCUUUCCCCGGUAUCGUGUGGCUGCACGCUGGCUUCCAGAUCUUGGCGUACAUGGUGUACAUCGCCGCAUUCGGAAUGGGUAUCUGGCUCGCGCUCCCCAUCAGCGGUGGUCACUACAUCAGCAGCUACCACGCCAUCAUCGGUAUCCUCGUUUUCUGCCUCGUCUUCUUCAUGCCUUUCCUCGGAACCCUACAUCACAUCUUGUUCAAGAAGACGCAGCGUCGCACUCUUACUUCCUACGCGCAUAUCUGGGUUGGCCGUAUCGCUAUUACCCUCGGUAUGAUCAACGGUGGAUUGGGAUUGUUGCUGGCGGAUAAUUCGCGCGAUGGUGCGAUUGCGUAUGGUGUUAUUGCGGCGGUUAUGUGGUUGGUGUGGGUUGCGGCUAUGGUUGUGGGUGAGGCGAGGAGGAAGAAGGCGGUUAGGGCGAAGAACGCGCAGAGGACGGAUAAGGUGCAGGAGGAGCGCAGGGAGAGCGAUAGGAGUACCGAGGAUGUGGAGUUGGCGGGGCAUUAUAGGCCGGCUAAGGGUCAGCAGUAA
This is a messenger RNA of Alternaria incomplexa, 1158 nucleotides long. RefSeq lists its product as uncharacterized. The transcript is spliced from 2 exons. The record is from RefSeq and is a predicted model, not a curated record. Bases 1 to 1158 code for a protein of 385 amino acids. Lineage: Eukaryota; Fungi; Ascomycota; Dothideomycetes; Pleosporales; Pleosporaceae.